Bacidia gigantensis is the source of this 999-nucleotide messenger RNA. RefSeq lists its product as uncharacterized. The transcript is spliced from 2 exons. The record is from RefSeq and is a predicted model, not a curated record. Lineage: Eukaryota; Fungi; Ascomycota; Lecanoromycetes; Lecanorales; Ramalinaceae. The coding region runs from base 1 to 999 and encodes 332 amino acids.
AUGCCCGCCCCUCUCGCCAAAGGUCUCUUACUAUCGUUCUCCUUUCUUUUUGCUGCCGGACUAGCAGUCUAUGACAGCAACCCUCAGAUUCGACAAUGGAUCGAUGACAAUCGGAGAAGAGUUGCGGUAGCACUCCACGGUCUAGGUGACGAAGUGGCUCCAGGCACAGACGAUAGGAAUGCAACAGAUGCUUCUACGCGGGAACAUGAAUCACCUGAAGCUGUUGAAAGACGGCGCCGAGCUAGGCAGGACAUUCUAGAGCGAGGGCGACUAAUGGAAGAGCGUAGGAGGGCCGCAGAUCAAGCGAAACCCAAGAUGUCUUUCGAUGACUUAGUGGACAAAGAUGGAUCGUUGAAGAGAGAAGAAAGCUCAGAAGCGUUCACCAGUGCUGCCGAAACACACAUGGAGGAGACCGGCUUGAGACACAGAGCCACGGAGACCAACGCGACAAUGGCUGGCUCUUCAUUUGCCAACCCUUUUGAUGACGAGACAAUGAUGGAGCAUCUAAGGUCUGGGACAGAGCAACCUCAAAGCGUGGAAGAUCUCUCUCGCACCUCUACUCCUACACUUCCAGCCUCACCUCCCGUGCCUCCGAAACCUGCUGCCUACCAGCCCCGUAACCUGUUGAUCGACACAGAUCAAACAUCCAGUCAUCCGUCAGAACAACUCAUCAAUCUGACACCCACCACCUCGCACUUCUCUGCGGCUAUUGACCUAGCUACCCUCCGCCAGAGCGAACAGAACACUUCCCAAGACACUUUCAUGUCCGUUCACGAGUGGGCACAGGACCAAAGCACGCAAUCGCUGCAUUCGCCACUUGAAUCUAUUUCCAACAGCUCGAGCCAUGCCAACGAUGCCACUGAAGGAUCUGUCACUGACAGUCUUGAUUUUGUCAGUCAGAUGGGUACUGAGGACGGCGAAUCUGCAAGUGACCUUGGGGAAGGCAUCAGCACACCGAGCACAUGGACGGAGGUGGGAAGCAUGGUGAGCGAGGAAUAG